AUGGUUUCAGAAAAUCCUGCUCCACAUCGCAAAGAUGCCGAAUCGUUAACAAAUGAAAUUAAAAAGGAACGAAAUACCGAUAGCGAACCGAAGUCAUCAUCGACCCCUCAAGAUCCACCUCCAUUCGUUAAAGCAAUAUCGAAUUUAAGAUGUCCAUCACCACCGCCUAUAUUAAAUAACGGUAAUAAUAGUGCCGCUUUGAAAAGACCUGUAUCUCCAUCACCUAUUCUGGCAAAUCCAAUGUCGAUGUCCACACCAAAUAUUACUCAGCAGAGAGAAACGAUCCCAGCAGGAGGUGUAGUAUUGAAAGAAAAGGAAAAGGUAGCGAAUCAGAGUGCAACAUCAGUAAUACCCCUGCAAGUACAAGAACCUUCAUUCAAUGUUCCUGAGGUGCGGGAACCGGGGUCUAGUGUCAAUUUCAAUCAUUAUAUAAGCCCAAUUUCAUCCCCAGCGGGAUCUAAUGUUACGGGGUCCAAUAAUUCCUUGACCAGUUUAGACUAUUUGUCAAAUCCCCCAUCACAGAGUACUCACCAUAAGGUCCCGUCGGUUCAUGCUCAUUUCUAUGUCGAUGAGACUGUGAAACCCGGAAAAGCCAUAAGUAGAUCGAGAAGUAGCUCUGCUAGUGACUACCCGCCUACUACAUUACCAUCCAACAACGCAAGGAAUGCUUCUAAGAAGGAUAAAAAAAAUGAUCCUAAUUCAUUUGCACCUCCUAGUAUAGACAGCGUACUUGGACCUAAUGAACAAAAUAGCAAUAUAGAUCCAAGGCUUCCUCAAGAUGAUGGCAAAUUACAUGUAUUAUUAGGUGUUUGUGGUGCUUUAUCUACGAUUAAAAUUAAACUAAUAAUAAAUAAGUUGAUCGAGAUAUAUACGCCUGAUAAAAUAUCAAUUCAGAUAAUAUUGACUAAAUCGAGUGAAAACUUUAUUCCUCAGGAAGUGUUGCAUCAUUUAGAAAACAAUAAAAAGAUCCGUGUUUGGAGAGAUUCUGAUGAAUGGAAUACUUGGAAAACAAGACUGGAUCCUGUUUUGCAUAUUGAAUUACGUCGUUGGGCGGAUAUCUUAAUCGUCUCGCCUUUAACAGCUAACACAUUAUCUAAGAUUUCAUUAGGUUUAUGCGAUAAUUUACUAACCAACGUUAUACGGGCUUGGAAUACUUCAUUUCCUAUUUUGCUAGCUCCUUCUAUGGUUAGUGCUUCAUAUAAUGCUGUUACUACGAAGAGACAGUUACGGUUAAUUUCGGAAGAGAUGCCAUGGAUAGAAUUUUUGAAACCGGUCGAGAAGGUUGUGGGGAGUUAUGGUGAAAUAGGAAUGGGUGGUAUGAUGGAUUGGAAUGAGAUAGUCAAUCGAAUUGUUUUAAAAUUGGGUGGUUAUCCAGAUGAAGAAGACGAAGAUGAUAAUGAAGCUGAAGAGAAGAAAGAUGAUAACGAAGAAGCAAUUAUAGAUGAUGAAGAUGAUGACGAUGAUGAUGACGACGAUGACGAUGAUGAUGACGACGACGACGAUGAAGAUGAGGAUGAGGAUGAGGAUGAUGAAGAUGAUGGUGGUCAAGGUGAAGAUAAUACUGAAAAUAAGAAUUCUGUAUCCCAGACAGCAGAAACCCUACAAUCUUUAAUUAUUGAAGAAGAGUCUACCAACACUUAA
Debaryomyces fabryi is the source of this 1641-nucleotide messenger RNA. RefSeq names its product phosphopantothenoylcysteine decarboxylase complex subunit. Gene Ontology annotation, cellular component: phosphopantothenoylcysteine decarboxylase complex. Gene Ontology annotation, biological process: coenzyme A biosynthetic process. Lineage: Eukaryota; Fungi; Ascomycota; Pichiomycetes; Serinales; Debaryomycetaceae. The coding region runs from base 1 to 1641 and encodes 546 amino acids. The record is from RefSeq and is a predicted model, not a curated record. The transcript has a single exon. Gene Ontology annotation, molecular function: phosphopantothenoylcysteine decarboxylase activity; FMN binding.